Messenger RNA from Durio zibethinus, 530 nucleotides. Lineage: Eukaryota; Viridiplantae; Streptophyta; Magnoliopsida; Malvales; Malvaceae. The record is from RefSeq and is a predicted model, not a curated record.
UUCCAAGUUCGCCUUAAGUUCCCACCCACCUUUGAUAACGCCGACAGCAUCUGCCAUCCAAAGGCAGAUAGAUAGGGGGACAGAGACACCAGAGCAGUAUUCUCAAAUUCGGACUCAUUCAAUGGCGUCCACCAUGAGUACAUACGAUGCUGGCUUCUGCCGCAACAUAUCAUUGACUGUGGGGCCGAGGCGGAGACGAAUCCCUGGUUUUGGUGUUGCUACCGUUAAUGCAAGGCCUAGGCGCUCAGCAACUGUGGUGGUCAGGGCAGAGGGUCAAACCAUAAACCCAGAAAUAAGGAAGACGGAAGAGAAGGUGGUCGACUCUAUUGUGGUUACUGAGCUUUCCAAGCCCCUUACUGCUUAUUGCAGAUGCUGGAGGUCAAAGACUUUCCCUCUUUGCGACGGAAGCCAUGUAAAGCACAACAAAGCUACAGGGGACAAUGUUGGGCCUUUGCUCUUGAAGAAACAGUAAAAAUUUAUAAUUGGUGUUUUCAUCAUGGUUUGGUCCCCCAUGUUAAUUUUGAUUUUUG